Messenger RNA from Anisakis simplex (herring worm), 1662 nucleotides. The record is from the annotation of a GenBank genome assembly. Lineage: Eukaryota; Metazoa; Nematoda; Chromadorea; Rhabditida; Anisakidae.
AUGGUGAAUGGCAGAAGAUAUUGGAUCAAAUCACCUGGCUUCGACUCAGCACCCAGCUAUUGUCCGAAUUUGAAUUGUGAAUGGGGAUUCAAAGCAUCACGAAAUGAUCUUAUUGAAGUCACGUCACACUCAGUUGGCUUACGUAUGAGUGAUACACUGACAAUUUUCGAUUACAAUCACAGUGUGAUUGCAAGUCUGUCCGCCGUUUCAAGUUCGAACUCACCAAAACUGAUCUCAACAGUUUCAAGCGGUUCAGUAUUAUUUCAGUUUCAAUCAAUUCCAUUAAAUAUGCAAGUACUCAGUGCCAAUCCGAUAAACGGUUUCGAAUUAGCUGUUGAAUCAAAGCGAAUUGUUUAUAAUCGUAAAGAAGAGAUUGUACUCGAGGAAAACUUGCGAAGUUUCACGGUAAAUAUCAGUGCUGGAUAUUCUUUCAUGUUGCACGUAAAAUCAACGCGAAAUCGUACGAUUCAUCUGUACACAUUUGGUUCAUUGUACAAUACUGGCAUUCUUAUAGAUGUUUUUGAUGGCGCAACCAUCGAUGCAAUGUUGUUGGAUACGAGUGCAUUAUACAACAGUAGUAACGCAGUGGAUUCAACUAACGAAUUACAAAGCAGUGGAAGUGAUUUGAUGUUCCGACUUAUUGGCACUGAUCAAAUAAACAACUUGUUGACAUCAUCAUUCAAUUAUUUCACGUUUUUUGGGAUUGUUUCGGAUAUUGUCGAUGUGACCUAUGCCGAGCAAUGCUCUCAACCGCUAGUUCAAGCAUUCACUUCGGAGGCAAUUCUAGUAUUUGAGAGGCAAACCCCUACAACUAGCCAUGCAACACCAGAAAUAACAACACCAAACAUACCAACACCAGAAAUAACAACACCAAACAUACCAACACCAGAAAUACCAACAACAAAACCAACACCAGAAAUACCAACAACAAAACCAACACCAGAAAUACCAACAACAAAACCAACGUUACCAACUGCAACACCAGAAAUACCAACAACAAAACCAGUAACAAAAUUACCAAAAACAACACGCAAAACUACCGCACGACUGUGCACAACUGCUCUUCAUCACAUUCCUCUGCAACAACAACGACAAAUUCGAUCUGGUUUAGCACUGCGAGUCGCCAGUGAUAAUCCCAACGUUCAACUCUACAAAGGCAUUACAAAUCGCCCUCAGAAUCUAUUGACCAAUUCAUAUCCAUAUCCGAGCUUCGUUUUUGGUGAUGAUUUAACGUUUGUUUAUAUGUCCACAAAUGCACCGAACAGAAUUCGUGUCCGGUCGACAACAAUGCUACGCGACUAUACAUUAGCGCCACUUUCAACAACAUCACAUGGGUAUCUGUACUCACCGGAUUACUUGGCUGACGACGACCUUGGGCGAAUUUAUCAGCGCUAUGAACUAUCAAUGGAAUCAUCAUCAGCUCUGGGAAUAAAGUUGGAAGUAGCAAAUCGAAUCAAUAAUUGUCAAGUUCAACUAUUUGGUGAUUCUGAUGGAAAAUCGACCCUGAACGAGAAGUAUCCGAAAUCUCUAUUCACUUAUCAUUCCGAUUUGAAUUGUUCCGUCGUGCAAUCGCGUGGCGCUGUAGCACAACUACAUGAUGUUCUCUUCAUGAUAUUCUCAAUCUUUUUCAUGUUCGCAUCAAGAACAAUUCUUUUACCUUGA